Molecule: messenger RNA, 1268 nt
Organism: Daucus carota subsp. sativus
Lineage: Eukaryota; Viridiplantae; Streptophyta; Magnoliopsida; Apiales; Apiaceae
Product: bZIP transcription factor 60
Exons: 3
Coding region: 198-1076 (292 amino acids)
Biological process (GO): regulation of DNA-templated transcription
Molecular function (GO): DNA-binding transcription factor activity
Source: RefSeq, a predicted model, not a curated record
AUUCCUUUUCCAUAUACAACUCAUACACGCACAUAUAAAUACAAUUCAACAGUUUCGCAACACUAAAUCGUCAAUUUAUCUUUUUUUUCUUUUUAAAUUUUCUCUUCUCUGUAUGCACAAGUUUGAUUUCAAUUUUAUAAUCAGGGUUAGGGUUCUUCCGUUUGUACAUAACUUAUUUAUUUAAUUUAAAAAAAACAAUGAGCGAUUUGAUUACAGGAGACGAUGAGUUCAAUUUGGACCAGCUACUAAACGAUCCUGAUUUCCUCAACGACGUUAAUUUGUUCGAUGAAUUACCGGGUCAGAUUUCGGGUCCUGAUCCGUAUCCGAAUGAAAAGUUCGCCGAAAUUGAGCAGUUAUUGAUGAACGACGACUUUGAUCAAAGUAAGGGCGAUGAAUUAUUGUUUGAUGUGUUGCUUGAUUCGCCGGUUGAGUCGGAGGCGUCGCGUGGCGAGGUGCUUGAUGAUUCGAAAACGAGUUCUCCCGAGACGGUGGUGCAGAAUGGUGAUAAGGACGCUAAUGAUGGAGAAGAGGAUGAUAAGAAUUUUAAUGAGGAAAGCGGUGACGGAGAAAAAGAUGAUCCUGUUUCGAAGAAACGGAAGAGGCAAGAGAGGAACAGGGAUGCAGCUGUUAAAUCUCGAGAGAGAAAGAAACUGUAUGUGAAGGACUUGGAGAUGAAGAGUAGGUACUUUGAAGGGGAGUGCCGGAGGCUUGGGAUGUUGCUUAACUGUGUUAUAGCUGAGAACCAAGCUUUACGACUUUCCUUACAUAGUAGCAAGGCAUUUGAUGCUUCCAUGACCAAGCAGGAGUCUGCUGUGCUCUUGUUGGAAUCCCUGCUGUUGGGUUCCCUGCUUUGGUUCCUGGGCAACAUGUGUCUUCUAAUCCUGCCAGACUCCCUUCAAUCAACAAAGGAAGAAGUUCCACUGGAAAACGUGGACAACGGAAAUCAGGGAAGUCUGGCUCUAGUAAAGGCGGGAAGAGUUGAACAUGGGCUACAUCAGAACAUGUUAGGUAAGAGGUGCAAAGCUUCAAGGUCAAGGAUGAGGCCGAGUUACUUGGUACCAGAAGUUAUAGCCUAGCUACCAGGGUGAGAGGGGGAAGAUGUGAUGACUUGUUAUCGUUGAUUAGGAAUAAAAUAUAUUAUCCUUGUUUUUUUUUUGGACAAGUAAUUUUAGUCGUUCCUUAAGUUACUUGUUUCGGUAUGAUAUGUGUUUUAUGCGGAUUCUAAAAAAUCUCAGUAGAUCGGGGAAGAGUUAUUUAUUUUGAUACUA